Molecule: messenger RNA, 2379 nt
Organism: Trichosurus vulpecula (common brushtail)
Lineage: Eukaryota; Metazoa; Chordata; Mammalia; Diprotodontia; Phalangeridae
Gene: SELENOP
Product: selenoprotein P
Exons: 5
Biological process (GO): selenium compound metabolic process
Cellular component (GO): extracellular region
Molecular function (GO): selenium binding
Source: RefSeq, a predicted model, not a curated record
GGUCUGGGGGCCCUGAACUCUGGACCACAGCUGAGCAGGGGAAAUAAACAAGCGGAGUAUAAAUAGCGUCCAGAGCGGACGGGUGCGGACUGGACGCGUUGGGGCAAGGAGUCGGAGCAGCUGCACACCUGGGCAGAGCGGCACCGAGCCGGGCCAAGCCAAGCGCGGCGCAGGGAGCGAAAACCUCCACAAUGUGGAGAGGCCUGGGACUUGCCCUGGCUCUCUGUCUCCUCCCCUUUGGAGGAACAGAGAGCCAGGUGCAAAGUGUCCGGUGCAAAGAAGCUCCAAAAUGGCACAUACGGGAUCAAGAUCCGAUGCUGAACUCUCUGGGUAGAGUGACUGUGGUUGCUCUCCUCCAAGCCAGCUGAUAUUUGUGCGUUCUGCAGGCCUCCAGAUUGGAAGACCUGCGAGUGAAAUUGGAAACAGAAGGAUUUUCCAAUAUCUCAUACAUUGUUGUCAACCAUCAAGGAAACCCAUCUCAAUUAAAUUUCAAAGAGCUAAAAGGGAAGGUUUCAGAGAAUAUUAUUGUUUAUCAACAAGAAGAAAAUCAAAAAGAUGUCUGGACUACAUUAAACGGCAACAAGGAUGACUUUCUCAUAUAUGACAGAUGUGGCCGUCUUGUGUAUCAUCUUGGUUUGCCUUAUUCCUUUCUUAUUUUCUCAUAUGUGGAAGAAGCCAUUAAAAUUGCUUACUGUGAAAAAAGCUGCGGAAACUGCUCAUACACGACUCUAGAUGAUGAAGACUUUUGUAAGAAUGCAUCUUUGGUAACUGAGGAAGAAACAACUACAACCCCUCAGCCUCACCCCCACCACCAUCACCACCACCAUCACCACCACCAUGACCACGACCACCAUCACCAUGACCACGACCACCACCACCACCGCCAGCAUCACAGGCAUGGGCACAAGCCUUCAGAGAAUGAGAAAUCCGAAGGUUCUGAGACAGCUGUUGAUGCUCACUCUCUGAGAGGUCUUCAUCAUCACCAUGAGCCUACACACCACCAGCACAGGCACAAAGAUUACCCAGGGAGCCAGGAAAAUCCAGAGAUCAGGGUUUUGGAGCUUUCUGUUCCAAGAAAGAAACUCUGACGCAAGAGAGUUUCUGGUUGUGCAAACCAGUUACUCUGAAAUUUGUCCCAAGGGUCAGAGUCAGCUCUUGAGAGCUGCUGCUGCCAUUGUCGACAUUUGAUAUUUGAACGUUUAGGCAAUUCAGUCACUUGACAGUGUAAAGGCACUACCCUUCCUUCCUCAUGUAGCUGACAGGGGCAACGGGCGGAGGAAAACAUCACUGAAUCUUGACAGUGACGUUCGCCUCCAGCUGCCUGAUACGCUGGUCAGCAGCUUGAGCCCACAGAAGCUACCACUGUUUGAAAAUGAAAAACUAAGACAGGAAGUUGAAAAUGAUCUCCAAAUUAAACUUUUUAAACGUGAAAAAAGAAACCCUCUAAGUCUGGACAUGAUUCCACUGCCAGCUAGUUGGUAGUGAAAAUAAAUUUGUUUUUUUUUAAAUUUUAAUAUUUGUCUAUUUCACAAACUGCCCAAUUAAUAAAAAAGUGAUCUUAAAUUAGAAUUAAAGUUGUGAAAAGAUUUUAAAAUUAGAACUUUAAUCAUUCAAGUGACUACUAUAUUGGCUUCCAAAAUGAGAAUUUCCUGCCAAAGAAACUGUGACCCAAUUUUCAGUGCCAACCAAAAGGUGACUGCAGCAUCUGGUUAAUAUGUCUUUCUUGUUUCUCUUCCUGUGUUCUGUUUGCAUUAAUGAAGAGAGAAGCUGAAACUAUAACCUAGGGGCUUCUGUUGGAUAAUUUGCAAUUCAGAAUGGAAGAAAAACAAAAAAAACAUACUUACCUUAUUUUAUAUUACUUUUCUCUUUAUAGAUCUUUUUUAAUGCUACUUUUUCUAAGCUAAGAAAUUAAAGAAUCACACCUCAUAGUUCAAGGUGCAAGAGCACAAUGCAUGUUAACUUUGCUUAAAAAAUGUAUAUGAAACCACAUUACUUUAAAACAACAGUUUUUUAUUGUUGUGCAUUUUUGUAGUUUAACUCAUCUAUUUGAUUUUGGAGAGUUAGAUGUAGGAAUAAGACUUUUGCAAUGUCUUGUCUUCUUUAUUUAGUCCUGUAUCAUACUGAUCAAACAUUUGAGAGUAUUUCUUUAGAAAGGCCUAGAAAUGAGAGAAUAAAAGACUGGCAUCUUAUUAGCAGGUUGCUUAGAAAGUGUUCCCAUAGUCAAUGAUGGUUCAGUAGGUAAAUUUACUUCUAUGGACCUGAACUCUUUUAUGGUUAAUACUAAUAAGCAAGAAUGGCAACUGGAACUUGAAAAUCUGAUAAUUGUAUGGGAUUGUAAAAAAGAUGAACAAACUCUCAAUAAAACAAAAUUUAAGUUUU